Dermatophagoides farinae (American house dust mite) is the source of this 1301-nucleotide messenger RNA. It is a transcript of the gene Scamp, whose product is annotated as secretory carrier membrane protein. NCBI's taxonomy places the organism in Eukaryota, Metazoa, Arthropoda, Arachnida, Sarcoptiformes, Pyroglyphidae. Gene Ontology annotation, cellular component: trans-Golgi network membrane; recycling endosome membrane. The record is from RefSeq and is a predicted model, not a curated record. Gene Ontology annotation, biological process: protein transport.
AUUGAUGGUUAAAAUAUUUUAAUCGAUUACUACUGUUCGAUAUAAAUCAAUCUCAAGUUUUGAAAAUUUUUGAACUUUUCAUUUCAUCUGAAAUUUGACUAGAAGAAAAAAAAAUAUGUCAACCUAUAAUUUUGAAAAUGAUCCAUUUGCUGAUCCAGCAAUAACAGCUGCAGCCAAUUCUGGACAAAGAAAUUCCAAUAACAAUGCAAUAUCAGCCGCUUCUGAUGCAUUCGAUUAUAAUCCAUUUGCAAAUCAACCGACAGUAACGACCACAGCAACAACAACAACCGCUACGAAUGUGGAUCCAUUUUCACCAACAUUAGAAACAGCACCGGCUUCAACAGCAAUCACAUCACCAACUACAGCCAUAUUAAGUCCAACAAAUGUUAAUUUAUCAUAUAAUAAUCCACCACAACAGCAACCAACAAAUUCAUCAUCAUCAUCAUCAAACAAUAUAACAGCUGAACAGCUUAGACAACGUCAAGAAGAAUUGGAUCGUAAAGCAGCCGAAUUGGCCGCAAGAGAAGCUGAACUUCAUCGUGCACAACGUUUGAAUACAAGAGAGAAUAAUUUUCCACCAUUACCAAGUUUUUUUCCAUGUCAACCAUGUUUUUAUCAAGAUAUUAAUGUUGAGAUUGAAAUUAAUUUUCAGAAUAUCGUACGUCAAGUUUAUCAAUUAUGGAUGUUCUAUAUCAUAGCUUUGUUGGUCAAUUUUAUUGGAUGUUUAUUUGCAUUCAUCGAAGGUAUACCGGAAAGUGCAGGAAUGUUUAGUUUUUCAUUGGUUACCAUUGUGUUGUUUACACCAUUAUCAUUCAUCUGUUGGUUUCGACCAUUAUACAAGGCUUUCCGAGAUGAUAGCUCGUUCAAUUUUAUGAUUUUCUUUUUUGUUUUUUUCUGUCAAUUGGUUCUAUCAUCUGUUUGGGCUUUAGGAUUACCUGGUUCUGGUGGAAUUGGCCUAAUUCAAACAUUGAAAUAUUUUUCAACAUCUGGAAUAUCUGGCUGGUUUCGUAUAAUUUGUUUAUUAUGUACGUUUGUUCUAUCCUGUUAUGCUUUGGCAUCGGUUUAUAUUCUAAUCAAGGUACAUGGUAUUUAUCAUAAAAGCGAUCUUAGUAUCCAAAAAGCACAGGCUGAAUUCACUUCAAGAGUGAUGAGUAAUGAACGUGUACAACAAAUGGCAACAAAUGCAGCUCAACAAGCUGCAAGACAAGCAAUGAAUCAGGCAUUCAAUCCACAACAACAACAACAACAACAAUCUGAAGGUGGUGGAUUUCGUUAUUGAAAAAAAAAUUCGUUAAAAUCAU